UUACUUUCCCCACUCCAUUCAUUACGCUAAAAGUUAAAAACCGGUAAAUUUGGUGUGACUUAAGAAAAAAGGGAGUGCACAUAACACUUAACUUCUUGCCCAUUUCAAAUUCAGUCAUCAACAGCCGUCCAUACCCAACCAACCAACGGCGCAGAUCUUUUCAAAAGAAUUCUCUCUCCAAAAAUGACAUAAUCUUGAGUAUGCUCCCCCUCUUUCUAAUUCAGUAUUUCCAUCUCUUUCAAUUUUGUUAAAUUUUCUCUGUUUUUCUCCUUGUUCUUCCUCUUAUAUACCGAAAACCCCGAAAAGAUUCGAGCUUUUGUCGAUUGUUCCAUCUGGGUAAGCAAGAAAAUCACAAAGGUAUGUUUGGAUUGUGACAGGAAAAAAGUUAUUACAACAGGAGAAAUGCCGGUUUCAACAAGGUCUCGUAUCUUUAAUAGAGAAGAAGAAAAUGGAGGAUCAACAACAACAAUAAUAACAGAGCAAACAGAGAAUAGCAAAAUGGCGCACACAUUGAGAAACCCUCACCAUGGUUUGAAAGAGAAGUUGAAGUCUUUAACACUUUUAUAUGAGCAGCAAAAAUCAGCUUCAAUUGGUACAAAAAAUAUCAAUUUCAAACCCCAAGAUCAGAAAUUACCCCCAGUUCCAGCUCUAGAUCGAAAUGGGUCUAUGAAAAUCGAGGAUAUUGAUUCAAGAAAGCAUAAAUUCCUUCCAAUCCCACCUCAAAAUCGACCCGAUUCAGCGAAAAAAGAGGAGACAGAGACAAUCACAGCACAAAUACCACCAGUAACAACUGAAAGAAGUCCAGUGAUGAAAGAAAAUUCAAUUCCCAAUGCAACAGUGACAAAAACCUAUGUUUUACCCCAACCCCUAAAUCCAACCUCAGAUGAUGCAAAGGAGAAUAAAGUGGCGGCGAAUGGGGAUCGGAUCGUCGGGUUUACUUGCCCCAGAAAGGCGCCAGUUUCGAGCACGGUGGCGAGGAAAUUGUCAUUGGGAUCACAAAUGGAGACAAGAAGGGAUAGGAAAUUGUCAUUAGGUCAAGAAAUGGAUCCCCUGUUUCAGAAACAGAGUAGUAGUAGUAGUAGAAACAGCAGGAUUCUGGUGUUUGUUAGGCUUAGGCCUAUGAUGAAGAAAGAGAGAGAAGCCGGGUGUCGGAGCUGCAUUCGGGUUGUUAAUCGGAGUGAUGUUUACUUGACCGAAUUCGCUUCGGAUAGUAAUGAUUAUCUAAGGUUGAAUAGGUUGAGGGGAAGACAUUUCAGUUUUGAUGCUGCAUUUCAUGAGACUGCUUCUCAGCUGGAUGUUUAUUCUACUACUACAGCAGAUCUCGUGGAAGCAGUACUACAAGGGAGAAAUGGAUCGGUAUUUUGUUAUGGUGCUACCGGAGCCGGAAAAACAUACACCAUGCUUGGAACAGUUGAAAGUCCAGGGGUGAUGGUGUUGGCAAUCAAAGAUCUAUUUUCUAAGAUUAGGCAGAGAAGUUAUGAUGGUAAUCAUGUUGUCCAACUGUCUUACUUGGAGGUUUAUAAUGAGACUGUCAGAGAUUUGCUCUCCCCUGGAAGACCCUUGGUUCUUAGAGAAGAUAAACAGGGAAUUGUGGCUGCUGGUUUAUCACAGUAUAAGGCUUAUUCUACAGAUGAGGUGAUGGCAUUGCUUCUUCAAGGUAACAAGAAUAGGACUACUGAACCAACUCGAGCAAACGAGACAUCUUCCAGAUCCCAUGCUAUAUUACAGGUUACAAUUGAGUAUCGAACAAGAGAUGCUGCAAUGAAUAUAAUCAAUCGUGUAGGGAAGCUUUCAUUAAUCGAUUUGGCAGGAUCAGAGAGAGCCCUAGCUACAGAUCAGAGAACCUUGAGAUCAGUAGAAGGUGCCAACAUAAACCGCUCACUUCUUGCACUUAGCAGCUGCAUCAAUGCUCUUGUUGAAGGAAAGAAGCACAUACCUUACAGAAAUUCAAAGCUCACACAACUUCUUAAGGACUCUCUAGGUGGAGCUUGUAACACGGUUAUGAUUGCUAAUAUCAGCCCUAACAACCAUACAUUUGGCGAAACACAAAACACCCUUCAUUGGGCUGACCGAGCCAAAGAAAUUCGGAACAAGGCUUAUGAAACAAAUGAAGAACUAGUGCAAGUUUCAGAAUCUGAUGCUGAUCAGGCUAAACUGCUGCUCGAAGUACAGAAGCAAAACCGGGAUCUUAGAGUACAACUGGCAAGGCAACAGCAGAAGCUAUUAAGUCUUCAAGCUCAGUCAUUGGCCGCAAAUGCAAAUGCAUCUCCAACUCCUCCUUUUGUUAGAUCUAUUCUUACUCCUCCAUCAACCAACAAGCAAAGGCCAAGGACCCCAUUGCGAACAACACCAGAACCAGCCAAAAAGAAGGGAUCUGAAGAAACUAUAAGAGAACUACAACUGGUGGUGAGAACAUUAGAGGGAGAAAUGGAAAGAGUGAAGAAGGAUCAUGCAUUGCAACUAAAGAAAAAGGAUGACAAAAUUAGGGAAUUAACCGCGAAACUAUCCAAAGGGGUGAGACCAAGGGAUGAAGGGUUGAAAAACAUAGUCACUAGAUCAAGCUUAAGGUCAAAGGAACCAAACACAGGAGAGGUAAAAACUUCUAGUCACAGGUUCCUGUCUCCUGCACCAGCCGCGAAGAAAAGGAGUUUUUGGGAUAUAACAACUGCUAAUAGUCCUUCACUCACUACCGUGAAUGGCAGAAAAACAAGAAGCCAUGUUAAUGCUGAGCCUACUACAGGUCUGCCUUCCAUGCUCCUUCAGCCAGGUUUUGCUAGGCAAAGGCUUAGUCCUUACAGGCAGUGAUGGAGAACAAAAAAGAGAACAUGAAGUACAGAAAAAAUGCACCCUACUGAUCUCAAGGUCAGAUCAGCUGUACAUUCAGCUAGCAACCUGUUAGUUGGUGGUUCGAGCCAGAAGUAACAGAAUUCCUUUGCUGCUUCUGCUUUACUUUAUCCACCCUUCUCGAAGGAAGAAAAGAGGCGAACAAGCACACAAACAGGUCAGGCUGAAGAAGGCGCUAUUUCAGGUUAUGAGUGUGGUUCAGCAAUACAUCUUAUUUGAACCAUCUCAAGUUAGGAAGCCAUUGCUUUAGGAAAGAACACAACCAUUUUUUCAUUCUUUUUGUUAUGAAAAUUUGUUAAUGUCAAUGGCUUCUUUAUAAAAUGUCCUAGACUUAUGGUUGAACUCUCUUGUUCCAUACCCAUUCACAGUAGGACAAAAACUUUGAAAAGACACUAGCUAGGAUAGAAAUAAAAAAAAAACAGCUAAUAAAGGUUUUCUUUUUUAUAUAUUUACAAAACUUGUGUAAUUUAUUUAUUUUAUUAUGAGACCACGUUGAAACAAAA
Messenger RNA from Spinacia oleracea (spinach), 3347 nucleotides. RefSeq names its product kinesin-like protein KIN-8A. The transcript has 7 exons. The record is from RefSeq and is a predicted model, not a curated record. Gene Ontology annotation, biological process: microtubule-based movement. Lineage: Eukaryota; Viridiplantae; Streptophyta; Magnoliopsida; Caryophyllales; Amaranthaceae. The coding region runs from base 403 to 2805 and encodes 800 amino acids. Gene Ontology annotation, molecular function: microtubule binding; ATP binding; microtubule motor activity.